This is a messenger RNA of Oncorhynchus keta (chum salmon), 5589 nucleotides long. Its product is annotated as protein lin-28 homolog A-like. NCBI's taxonomy places the organism in Eukaryota, Metazoa, Chordata, Actinopteri, Salmoniformes, Salmonidae. The transcript is spliced from 4 exons. The coding region runs from base 1 to 639 and encodes 212 amino acids. Gene Ontology annotation, molecular function: nucleic acid binding; zinc ion binding. The record is from RefSeq and is a predicted model, not a curated record.
AUGGCCCAGUGCACCAGCUGCCCAACGGACAUGCACGACCUCAAAGUGUCCCGUUCACAGCGGGGCUGUGCAAAGACGGAAGAGGAGGAAGCCACGGGCUCAGAGGAGGAUCUGGGUUCGUCUCGUGGCAGCGGCGUGUGUAAAUGGUUCAACGUCCGGAUGGGUUUCGGGUUCCUGUCGAUGACCAACCGAGAUGGGACACCGCUCGAGGAGACUGUCGAUGUAUUCGUUCAUCAGAGCAAGCUGCACAUGGAGGGCUUCCGUAGCCUGAAGGAGGGCGAGGCGGUGGAGUUUACCUUCAAGAAGUCGUCUAAAGGCCUAGAGUCUGUCACGGUGACGGGGCCAGGGGGAGCACAGUGUGUGGGCUGUGAGAAGACACCUAAGGGGCAACAGAAACGACGCUCCAAGGGGGACAGAUGCUACAACUGUGGAGGACCUGACCACCAUGCCAAAGAAUGCCAGCUACCUCCUCAGCCCAAGAAGUGCCAUUGCUGCCAGAGCAUCAGCCACAUGGUGGCCAACUGUCCAAUCAAAGCACAGCAGUCCUCCCCUGGCUCUCAGGGAAUAGCAUCAUCAUUGAGGGAUGAGAAAGAGGAGCAGGGCCACGCCCCCUUACUCCCCAGGGAGAGCUCUGAUUGAUCCAUUCAAGGAUUCAGCCAAUCACAAGGUUUCAUUGUAAUGCUGCUGUUGGAACUACAUCAGGCUGUCUUUAUUUAUCGAACGAACAGCAAGAAAAUUGUUUUUUUAUUGAUGCGAUAGUUGAAAUUGAGAGUUAGCUCUGUGUUUUAAUGCACAGAGAGACACAUCUAUCCACCUUCUUUGCAACUCAAAUACUUUUAGUAAUUCCUUUUUUUUGUCUAUGAAGGUAUUCGUUCUGCAUUAGAUAAUGAAGUGUCUUAGCUUCACACUGAAACAAUCAAAACUCACUGUGUUUACAAACUGCAAUAAGCCUUGUAUUGUCAGUUUUUACCACUGUACCUAUGUGCACUGAUUAUUUUAUUUCCCCUGCUGCAGCUAAAUCAGAGCUAGCCUACGUGGAUUUUACUGGAGAUGAUCGUGAGUGUUUUCCCCAAAAGCUUUUGUUAGAAAAAGGUAAAGAAAAUACAAUCAUCCAAGUGAAUAUACAGAAGUAGAUUGUUUCUUGGUCAAAAAGGAGUGUGUCUUUCUGCUUAUUGAAAUCUUCAUUGGGUAUUAUAAGUCAUUGUGCAUUUCUUCGGCCAAGUGAAUGUUUGAACCCUUUCUGCUGUAUGAAUGUUGGUACACCAUGGAUGCCGAUAGGACUGUACAAUACAGCUUGUCAUAAGUGCCAUAGCCUGGCCAUUUGUCUCAUGGGUGGUUGGAUGUUGCCUCCUCCCAUGCAUUUCACAAAGCUUUGACUCAAGGCUAAUUGCUAGACCAGCGUUGAUUGUAUGACAGACUGUGUCUUUCUGUCUGUCCCAUAGCUUUUACUUUGGAUGUAGACAUGGCUUUCUAACAUAUUCUACAUAUUAGGGGUGUUCUCAUACCCUACCCAAUACAUUACCUGUUUAUCAUUGUCUCAUUGUACUUGGAAACUAUUUAGAAAAAAUGUGCUUUCUUGGAUGGGUGUUUUUUCUUCAAUGACAUAUGUUCAUGAUUGAGUGAAAUGAUAAAGGGACUCAAGUGUUGAAUAAGAUGGUUCUAAGUGUAGUCUUCAUUCCUCUUUUACAGAGGUGACUGGAAUACUUUACACCACUUAAAUGGAUAUAGAUAUUGUUUUCUUUUUAUAUUUAUUAUUUAUUCAUUGUCUUAAUUCUCUAAGCCUCUAAUUGAUCCAGUAUUACAAUUUCUAGCUCAUUUCUGUUUAAACUGAAACUGGCUUUGGUUGUGGGCUCUUUAGAGCUUCAUGGUCAUAUUUAGGGGCUUUGUUUUCAGUUGACUUCAUAAUAUGUUGUGCGUAAACCAUUGCAACAAUACUCUGCACUAAUCAUGUAUGGAGUAUGAGUAUGGGCAUUUCUUAAAGAUACUUAAUAACUCAUUGAUCCUUAUGAUUGUAGCUAGGGUUUAGUUUCUCUGAAAUCCUCAUGUUGAACUCAGGGAAACCCAUUUAAAGAGGAGCUACUUUGGAAGGAGGGGUAAAGUGUAUUAUGUGUGUACCUAUAGCCUAUAGGCUGGGUUGCCGGAAAACCCAUGCAGAACAUUGAUUGCCAAAAGAGCCAAAAGGGCAAUGCACUAUUUACACGUUGCUAUGACGUUACAGUAGUACAGCUAGCUAUAUUUAAUGUUAUAUCCUAGUUUUGCUCUCUUUUUCUGAUUGAAUUGGUGAUCAAGUUGUAAGACAGCGUAGGUAUUAGAGAAUAAUGAUAUUUCCUUAGACACCCUGAGUUACUUCUCUGGUCUCUCUCUGGAGGUGGCAUAAGACCAGUCUGAAGCACCAAACCAUCUACCUCCCCACUUUCAGUGGUUAUUGUAAAUAUACAGCUUCGUCACAAUAUUAAUAUAAUGUUGUUUAGUCCCGUGUUUACUUUGCAUGGUAGUCAGUCAGUAGUUAGAAUAGAGUAGACUUGCCUCUCCAUGUAGGAACUACAGAAUGGGCCCCUUUGUAGACAAAGCAUUUUGAUGACCAGGGUUGGACUGGCCGGUCCAUUUUUAGCCCAGUGGGCCUGUCUAACUUGGGUUUUUUGGGCAAAAUUACCAUUAUCCAGUGAUUUUUUUUACCUUUAUUUAACUAGGCAAGUCAGUUAAGAACAAAUUCUUAUUUUCAAUGACGGCCUAGGAACAGUGGGUUAACUGCCUGUUCAGGGGCAGAACGACAGAUUUGUACCUUGUCAGCUCGGGGGUUUGAACUUGCAACCUUCCGGUUACUAGUCCAACACUCUAACCACUAGGCUACGCUGCCGCCUUGAGCGAAUAAAUAGGCCGGAGUGGGGGUUCAAGAAAAUUAAUGACCUUGUCUAUGACCUUUUAAGAGCUUGUGUUGAUGGGUAAUGACAUUUGCCAUUUGAUGUCACACAGUCAUAUGGGUUUGAGCCUAGUAUUUUAUCCCUUAAUUUAUUUAGGCUGUAAAGUCCAGACAAUGGGUUUAAUCUUUUUAUUUUAUUUAGAGUGGGUCAUGUUUUUUAUAUUACAAUGUUCUUACUAUAUGAAAACAAGACAGAAAUGCCUUGUCAAGAAUCUAUACAAGUCUACCUCAGGAUGUUUUUGAAAAUGGACAAUGACAGAGUUUUUUAAAAUCAAGAUGAAAUUGUCCAUGAAUUUUGUGAGAUUUUUUUGAAUUUUUCCUUUUAUGUGAAUGAUUUAUUUGUUUCAGUUUGCAAUGCGAUGUGUUCUACCUCCCACAGAAAUGCUGUUGAAUGAUUGUUUACUGCUUUUAUUUUUUGUGAUUAAGCAUUGUCUGCACCAAUACAUCACAGACAUUCUUGAAUUAUUCUCUGCAUUGAUAUUAUUUUGUGUAUGUAUAACAUGAUAAUACUGAACUCAAAGCAAGAGGGGUAUAUUACUCUGCAUGUAGGUGACAACAGUGCCUCUUGAACAAAUCACCUUAUCUAUACUUACCAGGACAGGCAAACGCCCUAACAACUUCAAGCAGCCUCAAUAAACCUCUGACAUCUCUGUUGUGUUUCUGCAGACGUGUGACACUAGGCCUAAAGCAUCAAAUAUAAACAUAUUCAGCAUAGGCUGUGGGAAAAAACAGUAUUUACUGUCAGAAACACAUUUGUUAAAUUUUGUGACAAAUCUGCCACUGAUCUUUUGAUACAUUGUAAUGAGUUUGUGUAAGUUAUGCUUUUGCAUAUGUUUAUUUCUUAUAUGAGUUGAAAGUAUGGUUAAAAAAUAUUCUGAAUCAUUCCUCACAAAAUGAAUACCCACCUCUUUCCCUCAUCUAUUCUUUCUUGUCACUAUCUCAAUUAGGCCUAUAUGUCAGUCUUCAAUGCAGAGGUAAUACACAGUGCCUUCAGAAAGUAUUCACAUCCGUUCACUGUUUCAGCAUUUUGUGUUACAGCGGAUUAUAUUUAGAUGUUGCAUUACUGGCCUACACAAAAUACCCCAUAAUGUCAAAGUGGAAUUAUGUUUUUAGAAAUGUUGGAAAUCAAAAGCUGAAAUGUAUUGAGUCAAUAAGUAUUCAAACCCUUUCUUAUGGAAAUCAUAAAUAAGUUCAGGAGUAAAAAUGUGCUUAACAAGUUGCAAGGACUCACUCUGUGUGCAAUAAUAGUGUUUAACAUCAUUUUUGAAUGACUACCUCAUCUCUGUACCCAACACAUACAAUUAUUGCACAGUGAAUUUCAAACACAGAUUCAAACACAAUGACCAGGAAGGUUUUCUAAUGUCUCUCAAAGAAUGGCUGCUAUUGGUAGAUUGGUUUUAAAGAAACAGACAUUGAAUAUCCCUUUGAGCAUGCUGAAGCUAUUAAUUACACUUUGGAUGGUGUAUCAAUACACUCAGUCACUACAAAGAUACAGGCGUCCUUCCUAACUAAGUUUCCGGAGAGGAAGGAAACCGCUCAGGAAUUUCACCAUGAGGCCAAUGGUGACUUUAAAACAGUUACACGGUUUAAUGGCUAUGAUAGGAGAAAACUGAGGAUGGAUCAACAACAUUGUGGUUACUCCCCAAUACUAACCUAAAUGACAGAGUGAAAAUAAGGAAGCCUGUACAGAAUAAAAAUAUUCCAAAACAUGCAUCCUGUUUGCAUUAAGGCACUAAAGUAAAACUGCAAAGAAUGUGGCAAAGAAAUACACUUUUAGUCCUGAAUACAAAGCAUUUUGUUUUGGGGCAAUCCAACACAUCACUGUGUCCCACUCUUAAUAUUUUUAAGCAUGGUGGUGGCUACAUCAUGUUAUGGGUAUGCUUGUCAUCUGCAAUGACUAGGGAGUUUUGGGGGGAUAAAAAGAAACGGAAUAGAGCUAAGCACAGGCAUAAUCCUAGAGGAAUACCUGGUUCAGUCUGCUUUCCAACAGACACUGGGAGAAAAAUGUAUCUUUCAGCAGGAUAAUAAUCUAAAAUACAAGGCCAAAUAUACACUGGAAUUGCUUACCAAGACAAUAUUGAAUGUUCCUGAGUGGCUUAGUUACAGUUUGGACUUAAAUCGGCUUGAAAUUCUAUAGCAAGACUCGAAAAUGGCUGUCUAGCAAUGAAAACAACCAAUAUGUCAGAGCUUGAAGAAUUUUCCAAAUUAUAAAUUGCAAAUAUUGUACAAUUCAGGAGUGCAAAGCUCUUAAGAGACUUAACCAGAAAGAUUCACAGCUGUAAUUGAUAAAUGUGCAAAGAAAUUCUAAAACCAUGUUUUCACUUUGUCAUUAUGCGGUAUUGUGUGUAGAUGGGUGAGAUUAAAAAAAUAUAUUUAAGCAAUUUUGAAUUCAGGCUUUAACUCAAAAUGUGAAUAAGACAAUGGGUAUGAAUACUUCCUGAAAGCACUGUAUGAUGCACAAAACAAACUAUAGGCCUCAUAUUGUGUGUUACUUGAUUUCUCUGCUCUGCAGUUUAUUAGACCAAAGAAUGUAGCUAUGUUGACUGUUAUCACCAACCACAGUAUGUGGUAUAGUAGGCCUAUAGCUCACUUUGACAAAUCAUGUAUCAAGCUGUAUUACAAACUGAGUUGCGAACCAGACAUAGUAGUGUUAACACAUGCAUCAUUGA